UUCAUCAAGUCUGAGUGAACAUAGUGAUUUAGUAAUGUUGGUGGGAAAUAGCAAGUAGCUUGUAAUAUUAGUCGAGGUACGGCCAAACUGAUUCGAAUGCCACAAUUAUAAAAUAAAAUAAAAUAAAAGUUCCAUAUGAUUGUCCUAUGUUCAUAGUUGAGAAAAGAAUGAUGGGUCACAAAUGUAUAUAGCACCAAAAUUGUCACCAACGAAUGGAAAACUUUAUGCUGUCAUUUUGUUUAUGACACAUUUUUUUUUAAUUAGUUAAAAAAAGAAUGAUAUUUUUUCUUUUUAGGAAAAUCACUUAUUUACCCAUGCAAAAUAUUUUUUAACUUAUUUACACAUUAGGUAUUUAAAGUAUUUAAUAAAUCAAAAUGAGCCAAGAGUUUUAAGUUGGUCGCCCCCAACUUAUACUCUACUCUUAUAAGCAUUUUAGGUUUGAUCAAGUUUCUAAGGUUUUAUUCCUACUAAUUUUUUUUGUGAUCUUCGAAACACUCUUCAUAAAACAUAAUAUUUGAUUAUCUCUCUAUUCUAUUUUCGUCAUUGGUUCUUUUUUGUGCAAAAAUAAUUCUACAUUAAUAUUUUUUUUUAUAAAUAAUUUUAAGUAUUUUCGAGUUAAUUUAACAGUAAAAGUACUUAUAGGCAUUUUACCAAAUACACUAAUUACUUAUUAUCAGCUUCAACACUUCAAUGUAAAUAGGUAUAAUUGCUUCUCUACACAAUCAGUAGUUUCAGCACCUAAAAAUAUUUUUAAGUACUUGAUGUUUAUAGGCUAUUUUAAUCAGACUCAUAGUUUGUCAGACACGGUUAAAGGACCACGCGUUUUUCAUUUUCAAAGUGGGGCUUGCCCAGUGGCGGACCCAGGAUUUUGAGUUCGGGGGUGUUGGACCCAGGAAUUUUGAGUUCGGGGGUGCUCUAUUAACUAUUUAUAUCUGUUUCCUUUAUAUUUUCUAUACAACUAUACACUCCGUGACUGAGUUUAAUGGGUGCUGGAGCACCCAAAAGUUAUACAUGGGUCUGCCACUGGGCUUGCCUGUCUAUGGACUUUUUUCCACAUUAGUAAUGUUACUGGCUUUGUCUGUUGGAAUUUUGGAGUCUUGGAAUUGAAAUCAUGCAAUUACUGGGAAAUGGCCAACUUGCAGUAGUACUCAGUCAAAUGGGAAAUGGGAAUGUGAGACUUUAUGGAGGACUUUCCCAUUUAUUAUACUAUUUGAAACUUUUUCCAUUUUGUCAUCAUUUUAAAACAGAUCUCUAUUAUUAUCUAAGGAAAGAGAGCUAUGGCUUAUGCUACUGUGACCUCUCUUAUGUGGCUUAUGCUGCUGUGACCUCUCUUAUGUCAACUCUAGGAUUGCUAAUGCAAUCCAGUUCAUGUUUAAAUCUUCCCCAAGAAAAGCAAACUGUAUCUCUUCACAAAAGAAUACAAGAACCGAUUCAAUCCCUUCGUGCAAAACUUCUUUUGGUACAAGAACAGAUUCAAUCCCUUCAUAUAUAACGCCUUCUGGUCAUAUAUAUAUAUAUAUUAAUGAAUGUAAUGCAUUAAUAAACUGAAUACAUAAAACUAGACCCAUGAACAGAAGGAACAAUCAUAAGCGGGGUACAGGAACAUCAAAGACUAAAGUACUCCUAAUGCUUCUAAGAGUAGAGUAAUAUGGAAGCUCGUUUACUCGCUCGUUAGUUCAUAUCAUAAGAUCAUGCCAAAAUAAGAGAAAGAAUAGCCUUAACAUACCUUAUCCGCUUCCUAAGCUAACUAUACUUAUGUCCUCGGCUUGAAGGAUCUACACACAAGACCAAGACCAAGUAUGCCAAUUAGUAGUCUAGAACGCUUAUAUUCAACUACAACAUACCCAGUGAAUCCCACAACGUGGGGUCUGGGGAGGGUAGAGUGUACCCAAACCUUACCCCUACCUUAGGUAGGAAGGCUGUUUUCGAAAGACCCUCGGCUCAAGAAAAGGCAUAUGAAAGGUCAGAUACGGGCAAACAAAUCAAAGCAAUUAUGAAAAUGAAAACAAUGAAAAUAAAUAAGCCAUAAUAAACCAACAAAUACUCGCAGAAAUCAAGAGGCAAGAAACUAUAUAGCAAUAAAACUAAUCGUAAGAAAGGAUAAACGCGACUGCCUACUAGCUUUCUACCCUAAUAUGAGUCCUCCAUACCCUCUUAUCUAAGGUCAUGUCCUCGGUAAGCAGGAAAUGCGUCAUGUCCUGUCUAAUCACCUCUCCCCAAUACUUCUUCGGCCUACUUCUACCUCUUCUGAAACCGUCGCUAGCCAGCCUCUCGCACCUCCGCACUGGGGCAUUUGCAUCUCUCCGCAUCACAUGCCCAAACCAUCUCAGCCUCGCUUCCAGCAUCUUGUCUUCCACUGAGGCUACUCUAACCUUGUCUCGGAUGACUUCAUUCCUAAUCCUAUCGCUCCUAGUGUGCCCACACAUCCAUCGCAGCAUUCUCAUUCCGCCACUUUCAUCUUCUGAACAUGAGAUUUCUUGACUGGCUAACACUCUGCCCCAUACAACAUAGUCGGUCUAACCACCACUUUGUAGAACGCUUAUAUUCCAACUUUUAAAUUAGUCUAUAACUUAACGAAAUUCAAACAGCAUCUCCUUUGUUACUUAAUAAUCCCUCAACUUCCAAUUCAACUCAAACAUCAACAACAACACCAACAACACCAAUAUCAAUACUCACAUAUCAAAAUAUAAUCAAAUCUACUUCAAAUCCUCUCUCAAAACAGCCCCUAGUCUUACCUUAACCCUUAUUCAACUUACCACUUCCAUAACUAUAUUCCCUUUACUUAAAACCACUAAAAUUCUUGAUAACUAACUCAAACACAAAGGUAAGAAUCAUAUCCAUACCUUGAAGGGACUAGAAUACCAAGGAUCAAACUCCAACUCCAAUUCCCAAGAUUAUCAACUAAAAGAAACCCUAGGAACAACAUUUUUCUUCAUUAGCUCGGGAUUACGGGGCUCGGAUCUUACUAGAAUUUCUCCAAUAUGAUGGAAUAUGUUGAGAGGAAAUAUUUAAGGGUUUGCUUUGGUCUGAGAAUGAGAAAAUGAGGAAUAAAAUCAUGGGACUUCAUAUAUAUAGAUGGAACUAGAAAGUUCCAGUGAUGCGGUUCGACGAGCGGGUCGACGACUCGUCGAUGUGUCGACGGUCCGUCGACUUGCUCCUGCAGAUUCAGAGGUUGCGUCAACUUGCUCAUUUUUCUCACUGGUAUGGAUGACUCAAGGGGGGAAAAUGGUUUGCCUUUUUGAAAAAUUUAACUUCUCAUUUUUCACUUAAAAGUAAAUGAAUUAGGUUUCAUCAAGUCUGAGUGAACAUAGUGAUUCGGUAAUGUUGGUGGAAAAUAACAAGUAGCUUGUAAGAUUAGUCGAGGUACGGCCAAACUGAUUCGAACACCACAAUUAUAAAAUAAAAUUAAAAAAAGUUCCAUAUGAUUGUCCUAUGUUCAUAGUUGAGAAAAGAAUGACGGGUUACAAGUGUAUAUAGCACCGAAAUUGUCACCAACAAACGGAAAACUUUAUGCCGUCAUUUUGUUUAUGACACAUUUUUCUUUUUAGGUAGUUAAAAAAAGAAUGAUACUUUUUCUUUUUAGGAAAAUCACUUAUUUACCCUUGCAAAAUAUUUUUUAACUUAUUUACCCAUUAGAUAUUACCAAAAGUAUUUAAUAAAUCAAAAUGAGCCAAGAGUCUUAGGUUGGUCGCCCCCAACUUAUACCCUUAUAAGCAUUUUAGGUUUGGCCAAGUUUCUAAGGUUUUGUUCCUACUAAUAUUUUUUGUGAUCUUCGGAACACUCUUCAUAAAACAUAAUAUUUGAUUAUCUCUCUAUUCUAUUUUCGUCAUUGGUUCUUUUUUAUGCAAAGAUAAUUCUACAUUAAUAUUUUUUUUAUAAAUAGUUUUAAGCAUAUUCCAGUUAAUUUAACAGUAAAAGUACUUAAUUAUAGGCAUUUUACCACACGCACUAAUUACUUAUUAUCACUUUCAACACUUCAAUGUAAAUAGGUAAUUGCUUCUCUAUAUAAUCAGUAGUUUCAGCACCUAAAAAUAUUUUUAGGUACUUGAUGUUUCUGGGCUAUUUUUAAUCAGACCCAUAGUUUGUCAGACACGGUUAAAGGACCACGCGUUUUUCAUUUUUCAAAGUGGGGCUUGCCUGACUAUGGACUUUUUUUCCACAUUAGUAAUGUUAAUGGCUUUGUCUUUUGGAAUUUUGGAGUCUUGGAAUUCAAAUCAUGCAAUUACUGGGAAAUGGCCAACUUGCAGUAGUACUCAGUCAAAUGGGAAAUGGGAAUGUGAGACUUUAUGGAGGACUUUCCCACUUAUUAUACUAGUUGAAACUUUUUCCAUUUUGUCAUCAUUUUAAAACAGAUCUCUAUUGUUAUCUAAGGUAAGAGAGCUAUGGCUUAUGCUGCUGUGACCUCUCUUAUGUCUACUCUAGGAUUGCUAAUGCAAUCCAAUUCAUGUUUAAACCUUCCCCAAGAAAAGCAAACUGAAUCUCUUUGCAAAAAAAUAAGAGAACGGAUUCAAUCCUUUCGCGAAAAACUUCGUUUGCUACAGGAGUGUCUAGAAAACUUGGACAAGAACAUUGAUGAUCGUAAAGCAGUCGAACGAUGUGAAGGAAAGAUCAAACUUGCAGCACGUGAUGCAGAAUAUGGAACUGAAUCAGUAUUGGAAAAGAUAUAUAAGGCUGAAAAUGAAAAGGUUCGGAGAGAAGCUUAUGAGGAGCUUUACAAGAGGUUGCAACAAGCAUCUAAGUCCAUUAAUUCCAACUGCGGAAAGUUGACUCAAAGUAUGAAGAGUACCGGUUUGCAGGCAGCAACUACUUCUCUGGUCCAUAGUUUUGAUCUACCAGAACAUUCUCCGCAGCUUGACAACUGUAUGGUCGGACAUGUAAAUGAGCUUGAGGAUAUGAAGAGUAAACUCAUGGAAACCUUGUCCAAUGAAAGUGAAAUUGUGGCAAUCGUAGGUAUGGGAGGCAUCGGGAAAACAACAUUUGCUAGAAGAGUUUAUGAUGAUCCAACAAUAAAAUCACAUUUUGACAUUCUAGCAUGGGCUACUAUGUCAAAGCAAUACUGUGUUAGAAGAAUGUUGUUGCAGCUUCUUCAUUGUAUUCCAUCAACCAAGGAUGUAAUCCGCGAGGAAAUGGAUGAUGGUGAUCUAGCUGGCAAAUUGAAACAAAGGUUGUCGAAGCGCAGGUACCUAAUCGUCAUUGAUGAUAUAUGGAGCACUGAUGCUUGGGAUGAUAUAAGUCAAUGGUUUCCAGAUUGCAGAGGAAGUCACAUCCUACUUACAACAAGGUGCGGUAAUGUGGCCAGUUAUGCUGCUCCAGAUUAUUGUCACGGGGUGCCUUUGACGAUUACUAUAGUUGCUGGGCUUUUAUCUAAAUGCAACAAUGCACUAGAUGGAUGGGAGCAAGUUGCACAAGAUGUAAAAUCAGCAAUAUUUAAAGAUCCUGGUCGACAAUGUGAAAAGGUCCUUGCUUUAAGUUACUAUUAUCUACCUCAACACCUAAAAGCUUGCUUUCUAUAUUUUGGGGUUUUUCCCGGAGAUGAUGAGGUUAACGUGACAAGAUUAAUCAACCUAUGGGUUGCAGAGGGACUUUUGAAGGAAGCUGAUGAUACUAAAAGUUUGGAGGAUGUAGCUGAAGAAUGUUUACAAGAACUUAUAGAUAGAAAUUUGGUUCUCGUAGGCCAGCAGAAUUUUUGUGGGGAGGUGGAAACAUGUAAGAUCCAUGAUCUCUUACAUGAGUUAUGCUUGAGACAAGCUCGAGGUGAGAACUUCCUACCUGUUAUAAGUAACGAAACAUGGAACCAAUUAGCCCCACGUGUCUCCCGAUCAUUCAUACAGGUCUGUCUGAUGAAAGUUCGAUCAAUUAUUGGUUUUCAUUGGUUAAACUCUCAUGAUCACUAUGAUCCAAAUAAAAUCCACACUUUUCUCUAUCGAGGUGAACGUGUGUACAUUGUUGAUCAACGGGGAAAUAUUGUAGCUGAUUGUGAAAGAAAGAAGACCGAAAUAUUAGAAUUCAAGAAUUUCAAAAUGAUCAGAGUGUUGGACUUGAGAAUGUUAUGCCUUCGUGAUGGUGUUCCAACCUUAUUUUAUCUGGUGCAUCUAAGGUACCUACAUUUGUCCAUUAACGGUCAUAAAUGUCUCCCUCGUUUCAAAUUUCAAAAUUUGCAAGUUUUGAUUGUUGAAAGAGAAAACCCUGGGAGCGUUAUGAUGCGUAUAGAAAUUUGGAGGAUGCCACAGUUAAGGUAUGUUCAGUUUAUGAAUACAGGAUGGCGAUGUCCUCCGAAUAUUCCCAACGAUGAAGGGGGGGAGCAUAAUGCAAUAUUGGAACACCUACACACCAUAACCGGAGUUGGUCCAUCAUGGUGUAAAGAAGAAAUAUUUGCACUAAUGCCUAACUUGAAGAAAUUGCAGGUUGUGGUUGACCGCAAUGAUGAGGAAUCCCUCGAUGAUAUCCGGUCUUCUGAUGAUUGGGAUUACUUGUGGCCGAAAAAUCCCGCACAUGAUGCCUUUUUUAAAAAUCUGAGCGCUUUUCCGCCAACUCUUAGAAGGCUGACAUUAUGCGGGUUAUGUCUUAAUUGGGCGGCUAUGGACAUUGUAGGCAUGUUGCCUAACCUCGAGGCACUCGAAUUGAAAGACAACGCAUGCGGACAUUAUUCUCUGACCACGUGGAGAUCCGGUAGAGGUAUGUUUUCUCGAUUAAAGUUCUUGUCACUACAUAAUAUGUUAUUUUUCACGAAGUGGAAAGCUGUCGAUCUCGAUGAUCAUUUUCCUGUCCUGGAGAGACUUUUGUUGUCUCAUUGCAAAUGGCUAAAAGAGAUUCCACAAGAAUUUGCUAAUAUUUCAACACUGCAAGUGAUUGAGUUACGUGAGUGUAGUGUUCACCUGGCAAAAUCAGCAAAGCAGCUUCAACAAGAGCAAGAAGACAUCUUUGGAUGCCAAGUUACUAAUGUCCUUGAAUCCAAUUGUAGAUACGGUUAAAUCAUCCAUAUUUCAUGCUUUGACAAAUAUAUAAAUAAAAUAUAGCAUACUACUAUUUUUUUUAAUUGUGAGUCUUAACAUUUCUUUCUUCUAGAGGCUUUAUUGGCUCAAUCUCAUGACUAUCCGUUAGGGUCUCGUUUUUUGCCCUUGAUCCCUAACAUAGCUCCAACCUGAAUCCUGAACUAUUAAUUAAAAUUUGAGGGUUAAAUGUGGACCUUUUCCUCAAAGAACUUGGACACGUGGAGUUCACUCAUUUCAUGUUGGAGCUUCGUUGAUGGCAAGGGUAAAUACGAAAUAAUUUACUAAUGACAAGAGUAUGAAUGGACCAAAAGCGUAACGGUUGAAAAAAUUGAUGAGGAAUUUCGCAUAGUACAGGGGCUCCUUUUGACAUUUUUGCUUUUGUUUUUAUUCCUUCUUGAAAGACGUGCGACACUUUUUUUUUUUUUCACUUGGUGUCCAGUACUCUCUUUGUGGCCUAUUAAAUUGGAUUCUCGACGCAUAAGACCCAUGUAUAAGGGAAAUUGGGAAAGCACUUCCUACAAGGAUUUUUUUUCCAUUUCCAAAACAGGUGGAGGGUCUUGUCCAUCCAUCCACGCAGAGGCAGAUCUAGGAUUUGAAGGUUGUAGGUUCCCAGUUAGGGCUGCUUACCAGCAUGCUUGGUUUGGUUAGAUUUUGUUUGUUAUCGAUUCGAUUUAUCGGUUAUUAGUUUGUACACAAGAUAAAUCGAUAACCGAACGAAUAAGAUAUUUGUUAUCGGUCAUCAGUUAUUCGGUUAACGGUGCUUAACUGUUCAGUUAUUGGUUUAGCGGAUAAAAAAUGUCUUCU
Messenger RNA from Lycium barbarum (goji berry), 7796 nucleotides. RefSeq names its product putative late blight resistance protein homolog R1B-17. The record is from RefSeq and is a predicted model, not a curated record. Lineage: Eukaryota; Viridiplantae; Streptophyta; Magnoliopsida; Solanales; Solanaceae. Gene Ontology annotation, molecular function: ADP binding. The transcript has 2 exons. Gene Ontology annotation, biological process: defense response to other organism. Bases 4383 to 6971 code for a protein of 862 amino acids.